This is a messenger RNA of Prosopis cineraria, 345 nucleotides long. RefSeq names its product VQ motif-containing protein 1-like. The annotation marks the transcript as partial. The record is from RefSeq and is a predicted model, not a curated record. NCBI's taxonomy places the organism in Eukaryota, Viridiplantae, Streptophyta, Magnoliopsida, Fabales, Fabaceae. The transcript has a single exon.
AUGGAAAGUAGUGGGAAGCGUGAAGGUGUGAAGAUAGUUCAGAUUGAAACCAGGUACGUCCAAACCGAUGCUAUGAACUUCAGAGACGUGGUUCAGAGUCUCACGGGGAAGAACUCAUCCACGGCGUGGGUAGGGGACGGCUCGAAGAAAUUGCCACUCGCUGCUUCGCUGAAAUCAGACGAUGAGUUUCAGUUUCACGAUCACGGGUCACGUGACGAUGAUCGGAGCAGUAAAAGAGAUGAUUCUCUGUCUUCCAAGACACUCAGCAAGAAUACGACGACGUCUUUUAAAGAUUUCGAUAGGUUGCUGUACGAGUUUCCUCGCACGGAGGAUCUUCCGUGGCUU